Messenger RNA from Schistosoma intercalatum, 4342 nucleotides. NCBI's taxonomy places the organism in Eukaryota, Metazoa, Platyhelminthes, Trematoda, Strigeidida, Schistosomatidae. The record is from the annotation of a GenBank genome assembly.
AUACUGGGGUUCUGGCGCCUUGUAGUGCAAUGCAGGUUGACUAUAAACAGCUUGAGGUAUGGCUCCACGGGAAGCUGAAACCCCUAUGUGUUGCUGAUCCGAUUCCACUUUCUCAGUAUGUAAUAGCCCUGAUAAAAAAGGACAAAGGCGAGCAGGAACUAAGAGAAAUAUGUAUUGACCAAUUGGAAGUAUUCUUGCAAGAAAAUACAGCAAAGUUCGUAGAGGAUUUGUUUGCUGUACUUAAAUCAAGAACAUAUGUUGCGUGUGAAACAUUAAAACAAACUCAGUCUUCGGACAACUCUUACCCAAAGGAUUCUUCUGUAAAAAACCCUUGUGGAAAUACUUUUGAUAAUGUACCAAAAGACAGGAAAAGACAUUUGACAAACAAUAACACUAACGUUCCAAAUGCCACGGACACUUGUGCUCCCAAGCAGAAACGAAAACGCUCACCGGAGAAUAAAGCAAAAAGAAUUUCGUCAGAUAGUCGUUCACGCAGUCCCCAUUCCCCAGGAAAACCAAUAAAUAAUGCAAGUACAACUAGCAGGCAACAUGUGAAAGAACUUGAACCACAUGUAGAUUCCUGCAGUCGUGGACGUCAUAAUAACCACUCAGAAGAACCCAGCUUAAAAACAGUGGAUGGUCAUAUCAGACGCAAUUCAUCAGGUAGUUCAAAUGAAGAAGUAACCCAUUCAAAUACAAUUUCAUCGCGUCGGAAUAAGUAUAAUGAUUCAGAAUCACAUAAGUAUAACAGUCGUGAACGUAUCCACUCACGGCACAAAGAUGAGCAUAGCAAUCGUUCGUGUAAAUCUUUUGCGAAGUCUGUCACCGAUUACAGAGUAGUUGAUGAAAAGUGUCGAGCUGUAAGGAACCGUCGCUGUCGUGAUUUUGAAGAGCGUGGUUUUUGUGUAUAUGGAGACAGAUGUCAGUAUGACCACGGCCCGAAUGCUUUGGUAAUUUCGUCUGCUAAAUCUGCUGUGUCCGCCAUCGCUCAUCUCACAAACCCUCUGUUAGAUACUAAUCCACUCUCAAAUAGUACUGGGGAUUUACCAAUGAAUAUUGGAAAAGAGGCAUCAAAAUCUAGUACACUUCAGCCUCAAUCUUUUGUAGCAGCUGUUCUAUCUGGACCUACUGAACUUAACGAUUUAAAUCAACAUAUUGGUACUCCUCUUAUUCCUGUUUAUCACCCGACUCCAAUUAAUCAUCCAGAUAAUCAAAUGUUAAUGACCUGUUGCAUUGAUCAGUCAUCGGAUACUGGAAUACUUCCUCAGGUUUCUAACCCUUCUGUUUUGUAUAGUAAAUCCAAUUGGAAGCAUCCCCGUUUGCAGAAUAACAUGCAACAACGUUCUAAUAAUUUUCGCGUAUUUAACAAUGUCAACACUAUUAGUCGUAAUAUAGUUCCUUUGCCAAUGAUUCAAAAUGCUAACAAUAAAGAUCAAACCGAAAUUAAUUCAGCUCCACCUGCCUAUGAACCAGAUCGACCACAUUUGUCCAUGAUUUCGACGUCCGAGUCUAAUAUUCUACAGUCUUGCGAUACUUCAGAUGUAGAACAUAAUGCCUCUACCCCACCAUUAUCAUAUAAACCCAGUCCUAUCACUGAACAAAUCAGUUCAUAUGCUGUAGUCCCAAAAACAUCAGGAGUCACAGAUCUUUCUUUGGAUAUCACUUCUCGAAUUGUUGAUCCUCGUACUACUCUGUAUAUCGAUCGUCUUCCUUGGAAACUUAAUGAUGCGGAUAAAAUUCGUGAGCAUUUUGCUCAAUUUGGUCAUGUAAUAAACGUCAUUGCUAGAUACAAGGGCAUGGUAGGGUCCGCAGUGGUUGAGUUUUCUUCAUCAGAUGAAGCUGAGAAAGCCUAUCGAAGCCCCAUUCCUAUGUUUUCAAAUAGAUUUAUUCGAAUUUACACUCGUUUUCCAGAAAACUUCAAACACAAUGCUCGAAGUAUGACUAGUCGUUUCCCUCGUCCCAAGAGUAUACUGGAUCGUUUAGGAACACGACCUGUUCCUGGAAAUAACAAGAUUAAUUCAUAUUCAUGGAUGAAUAUGACGAAUGACUGUAUAGAAAAUCAACACGUUCCUGGCAGCAUUCUUCCUGAUGAUACCAUCCAAAGGGGUAAUAGAUCUCGUUGGCGUUUAGAACGUAAUCCAACCAGUGGAGAUGCCUUAUUAUCGGGUGAUGAAGAAGACGAUUUAAUUGACGAAAAUCCUACCAUAGAUAGUCAUGAACGAAAUUCUGCUACUUUCAUCAAAGAACGUAGUAAAGCUUUUAAUCAAAGAAUUGAUAAAGUAGUAGAUAAUUAUGUUGAUGUUAAUGCCGAUCAAGAGUCAUUAUUAUUUACUCGUAAUCCUGAUACAGCAAGACAAUUCAAUAAUAGUAAUAAUAUAACUGUUACGUCAAGUCCUUAUACUUUGUCGCAUAAACAAGAGGCUGAGGCAAUUCUUUGGGAGCGUCGUAAAAUGGCUGCAUUGAGACAACGUAAAGAACAACUUAUGCUUUUAGAUAAGUCUCGUGAAGCCCGAGAAUCAGUGAUUGAGGCUCGAAAACAACGAAUUACUAAACUGAAGUUGCUUCUUGAAAAAGUGAUGAGUCAGUUGGAAAAUAAUCGUACUAGCGAAACAGACAAUUGUACGGAUUCGAAAUCACUGACAUUGGAUGAAAGACGGAAAUUACUUACUGAAGCCAAACGGCUACAAACUGAGCUUGAAUCGACUUUGGAAGCUGAGAAGAAAGAUUUGGAUAUCCGAAGUUUAAACCGAGAAUCAAACAGCAAAAAAAUGUUCAUUUCAAAACCAUUAGGAAGCACAACAACUAGUGCGGCCGCAUUACAAGCUUUACCGAGUCCAAUUCGAUUAGAAAGACAAAAACAAAUUUCUGAAAUUCAAAUCGAAAUCGAUAAAUUGGAAGCAAACCUACGUGAUGCAUCUCAAGAUGAGGUUAAAUUAAAAGAAGGUCGUCGAAGGAUCGUAGAACUUAAACGCCAGCUUGUCGACUUGGAGACAGUCCGGCCAUCAGAUAUGUUUUUGUCUCAAAACACAAGCGGUUGUGCUUCCGGCGACAAUUCCGCAUACCCAAACAGAACUCAAACCAAACUUGAUAAGCGACCUCGAACUUUGUAUAUUACUGGCAUCGAACCAGAUGAUGUAGAAAACUUUCAAAAUGCCCUCUCACUAAAUUACCUGCAUACACAAUCUUGUACAAAACAAACUAACCCUGAAACUAAUCAGUUAGUACUGGAAGUUACGUUUUGUACUCGUGAUUUCGCCGAGGCAGCUAUUCGUCUGUUUACCCAGUUUCAUGGACGUGACUUACAAAUGAGUUUUGUGUAUCCAGCACUGUCCGAAACCAAAUCUGGGAAUUUUACUGAUAAUGAUGUAAAAAAUGUAAGUUCGGUUUUAGAUUGUACUUUCUUCAUUUAUAAUCAUUUAAUCACAAAUUGUAUAGAUUCUUCAAUUUUCUUUACUUAUUUGUGUAUUUUGACUUGCCUUAUCUCGAUUCUGCGUCAUUUAAUUCAUAAUAGUUUAACGUAUAUCUCUAUCAUUUUUAACAACUAUUAGGAAGACGAUUUGGGAGGUUCCAUUUAGAAAGUUAAGUAGGUAAUAUUUUGUCACGUUUAGUAUUUCGUGACGUUUGUCAUUCCAUUAUCAUUAUAAUGGUCAUUUAAUCCCAUAUUAUUAUGAAAAAUGCUUGUAGAGUAUGGAAUUUCACUUAUUCCUUAGUUGUGUGUAAAUCAAAUCAUUUUCUUCAGUCGAAUUCCGUUCAUUUAUUUUUAUUUUUAAAACUUCGAAGGUGAUUUCGUUGUUUAUCCUCGAUAAUUAAAUAUAUUUUAAAAUAAUUGUCCUUCAGAGUGUUUUGUAAUAGGGUCUUAAGGUUGUCAUACUAUUUUUCGUGGUGUGGUGUGUUUUAAUUUGAACAUUUCAUUUAACAAAUCGAACGAUUCGCAUUACUAACCUAUGUUCCUCAUUAUUAGGUUUCGUCCACACAAACUGAAACUUCAGAUCAACUACAAGCUAUCACAUCUUCAGAGUCUUUGGAUUAUUCUGUUCAUUCCAGCCCUACAUCUACUACUGCUCUGAAUACCAUGUCCUUAUGACUGACAUCCAGUUCCCUAUCGGAAUAUCGCUAGUGAUUUGUGUAGAAAGAAAUAACGUUCCUCAUGCGAUAUCUUACGACAAUAACGUUUUCCUUGAGAAAAAUAUAUUUUAUUUAAACCUUUUCUACUUCAAAAGUUUUUUCAUUGUUUGGCUAUGUACACACUGUUUCUUAGUAAUGAGUUGAGUAUCAACUGACCUUAAUUUCUAUGAAAGUGAUAUAGUAGAUUCUAUCAAUAAACCCACUAUUCUCCUUUUGC